UACCUUGCCGCUGCCUUUACGGUGUCCUCCUCUUGUCGCAUAUUGAUCCAGCUAGCUGAACGUUAGCUUUUGUGUCAGAAUGGUGUCCGUGGCGUGUCAGUGUUUGUCCGUUGUUUCUGGUUAAAGAUAUCAGGCAUUUGGUGGCUUUCAUGUUCCGUGCGGCUAAUCUAAAAACCAUCGGCAAAGCGGGAACUGGCUGGCACUUUCGCCGAACGAUGGACGAGCUGGUCCAUGACCUGGUGUCAGCACUGGAGGAGAGCUCAGAGCAAGCUGCCCGGGGUGGUUUUGGUGAUGGAGGAGACCAUGCACUAGCCGUGGGCUGUCUGUUAAAAAGACAGGCUCGGAAGCGAAGGGGUAGGAAACGCCGCUCAGACAACCCGCAUCCACCAUGGGAGACGGGCCACCUCAGUGAGGGUUCAGAGUCCAGUGUGGAGGAACAUAAGGACUACCGUGCCAGUACAGGAGGUGUCUCUGCUGCCAAUAGCCAUGCCCGUGACAACAGCGAUUCAGAUGAACAACUUGGCCCGAAGCGGCGAAUCCCCUACACAGCUGACACUGGGCGAAGUAAACGGCCGCUCUGGCCGGAUGAUCUAGGUGUUCUGGGCUCAGCAGAGGGGACUCGAAGCCUUAGGCGACGACGUAAGGUCAAACGCAUGGCUGUGGACCCACCAGUAGAUCCAGAACUUACCACCUCUACUAUGCUUGGGCCCCCGCCUGUCCCUAAAGCCCGUGUUGGGGGCAAGUCACAUAGACUAGGUGCAAGCGAAGGCAGAUGUACCAUGGAGCUCUGUGGAGGUGGAGUGGUAGGGUCAAGUGGAGGGAAAAACAGAGUGAAAAAGAGGAAACUGGCAACGAACCGGCCAGGAGUGGAAGCUGCAGAUGAAGGAGUGGUGGUGGAGAGUGAAGACCCCGUCUGUUCUCCAACAGAUGGGUCCAAAGACAAGAUGGAGCUGGAGGAGCAAAAAGGCUCGGAUGAGGACAUGAGUGACAGGUGUGAGACCAGCAGUGUCAGUAACAGCAGUGAUGGCGGCCUUUAUACGAAUGAUGAAGGGAGGCAAGGUGACGAUGAACAGAGUGACUGGUUCUAUGAAGGCGAGCCAGGCUCUGGUCCAGGGCCCGGGGGUGCUUGUGGGAUAGCCGGAGUUGUUCCCUGGUGGGAGAGAGAGACGGCGUCAGAGGAGCUGGAUCUAGGUGACCCUGUCUUCAACGGCAUUCUCACUGGAUCUUUCCCACUCAUGAGCCCCGGUGCUCAGAGAGGUUUCCAGGCCAGGCUGAGCCGCCUUCAUGGAAACCAUCAGGUACCUGAGGCAGGGCUGCAGGGAAGCUCCAGUCAAAGCUUAAAUGAAAGAUUGAGCAGACAAACCCAGGACACCCACGAGCCAUGGUUUAGCUCGGGCUCGAGGAGAGAACACGGACAGUUGCACUGGGACCCGCUGUCAGACAGAGGGCAUCGGAGGACCUGCUCAGUAAAAACAGCAAGCAGACAAACCAGCGGACACCUCGGCUCACUCUGCACAGGGGAUAUCAAGCGGAGGCGGAAAGCAGCCCCCCUUGGCUCCACUGCACCCUCAGGAGUUGUCGGGGAAACCGCACCUCCGAUUCCUGAGACCAACAUGGGGAACCGCAUGCUGCAAAGCAUGGGCUGGAGUCCAGGGAUGGGCCUGGGUCCUGAGGGAAGAGGCAUCACCGAGCCCAUCCGGGCCACCCAGAGACCCAAAGGCACGGGUCUCGGUUUCAGCUGAACAUCCAGAAUCAGGCUGUGAUAAGAUAUCCCACCAAGGAGCGACAGAGAUGCAAUUCUCCUCAGGGUUAUCAAAAACGGUUCGGAAUAAUCCCAGGCGUGCGACCAACGAGAACAAGGCUGCUCAUCAUAGCAACAGCCUGUGAUGAAACCAAAAAAAACUUUCCCAUAUUGGGGAAACUGCAAGAAACCUGAGAUCUCUGCACAGACUCCUUAACACGUGAAAGUAAAGGAUGGAAAGUGAUCCGGGAAAAAGACUGGCUAACAUUUCUUCUUGAGAAACUCCAUGUUGGAGAAAAUAAUCGACAGUGAUGUCUCAUCUGUUACCUCACAUGCCAGUGUUACUGGUCAGAGAGGUGGGGUAUUGUUGAUUAUAUACGAGCAGUAUUGCUUCAGGUCACCAAUGAUGACAGCAACAGUUUCUUUUCAGUCAGCUGUACUGGUUAGUGAAUUAAUGAUAAAGGGUUUUUGUCUGAUAUUGCACAAGAAUUUUUAAAUCAAAGGUUUGAGAAGUUCAUACCUCAAAGAUGGAUGAUUUUUUUUUUUUCUUUUUUCAAAUAUUGUAAUUAAUUUAGGGUACACUAUUGACACGUGUUUGGAUAUCUGGAUGUUCUCCCACUCACCCAUUUUAUUGUUCAUUUAAUGGAAGAAAUCCUGUCAUGGGAAUGUUUUUAUCUCUCUCAAAAAAUAAGCUGAAAAUCCAAGUCAAAAAAAUUCUCCAUUUAGCGCACAUUUACGCACACAUUUGCACAAGUGGAUCAAAGUUUCACCAAGUCCUGCUUUUAUUAUCCUGUCUUAUCUCAUAUUAUUUAAGGGUUUUAAACAGUGUUUCUGCAAGCAUAGCCAGUGACUUUACCCACGCACACUAUGAUACAAGCAUUUCAGUGUUUCCAUGCACAUUGGAAAAGAAUGAACAGUUCUUCAUACCUGUGUUUAACAGGUGCUUUCCGCUUUAUUUGCUUGAUCAGACCUUUUCUCAGAAUUGUGGGCAAGUGCAGGCUGGCUAACAUCUAAUCAGACACCGGCACAAUGGAGGAAGUCAAACACAUUUAUUAAAAUAAGUUGGCCUGCUCACCUAAUUUUGAGUAUUUACUAUGCAGCUGUUGGGUAAUUUAACCACAUUAGCAUAUUGGCCAGACAGAAUGGAUUGAUAUUAAAGUAAAUUUAAGUGUAGCUGAGAGAUCAAGGGCCAGAAAAAUAGAAAUGGUGCAGUAUGUUAAACUGUAGCAGUAACAGCUUUUAACCUUGGGCCACCACAGGGAUGUUUUUUGUUUUGUUUUUUUUUUUUUUCCCCCAAUUUACAUCAUUAAACCUGUGACAGUUCAAAGAAAUGUGAGCCGAGCUUUGAUUGAAAGAAAAGUGUGUACUGUACAAAUUUUUGCAUCUGUAAACCAAAAGCGGUAAAUUUGAAAUUAAACAGUCAAGUAGUGGUUGAA
Archocentrus centrarchus (flier cichlid) is the source of this 3177-nucleotide messenger RNA. It is a transcript of the gene gpatch2, whose product is annotated as G patch domain containing 2. The transcript has 10 exons. Lineage: Eukaryota; Metazoa; Chordata; Actinopteri; Cichliformes; Cichlidae. Bases 150 to 1742 code for a protein of 530 amino acids. Gene Ontology annotation, molecular function: nucleic acid binding. The record is from RefSeq and is a predicted model, not a curated record.